AAGCAUGUGCUGUGUAUCAUCAGACUGGUUAAACGACAGAUCGGUCCAGACAUAUUUUCCUUUUCUUUUGACCAAAGCAGAUCAACAAACAUAGACAUGAAUCACUUAACUGUUGUGACUGAGGAUGCUUUUGCCAGUUUGCUUGAACUUGCUGCAAACAAUGACGUUGAGCGAUUUAAACAAUCAAUUGAGCGCGAGCCUUCUGGUGUUGAUGAAAUUGGACAAUGGUAUGGCCGUCAGAAGGGCUCAAAACAGAUGGUCCUUGAGUAUAGAACUCCCUUAAUGGUAGCUGCUACAUAUGGUAGUAUUGAUGUAAUGAAGCUUAUUCUUUCUCUAUCAGACUCUGAUGUGAAUCGAUUCUGUGGUCUUGAUAAAAGUACUGCACUUCAUUGUGCUGCAUCUGGUGGAUCUGUCAAUGCUGUUGAUGUGGUGAAACUGCUUUUACUAGUGGGUGCUGAUCCUAAUUCACUUGAUGCCAAUGGUCAUCGGCCUGUUGAUGUACUUGUUGUUCCUCCAAAGCUUCAGGAUGUCAAGGCUACCCUUGAAGAACUCCUUGCAACCAAUGGUUCUUCUGUUGAGCGGAACCUGAGCAUUUCAACUGUAACCUCAAAUUCAAAUUCAUCACCGCUUUCAUCUUCUCCAGAGAAUGGAUCUUCGUCUUCUGAUUCAGAUUCACCUUCUUCUCCGAUGAAUGUGAAGUUAAAUGACCUCCCUAUUUCUUGUGCAUCAGAGAAGAAAGAAUAUCCUGUUGACCCAUCUCUCCCUGAUAUCAAGAAUAGCAUCUAUGCAACAGAUGAAUUUCGAAUGUUCUCAUUCAAGGUUCGACCUUGUUCUCGUGCCUACUCCCAUGAUUGGACCGAGUGCCCUUUUGUUCAUCCAGGUGAAAAUGCUCGAAGAAGGGACCCAAGAAAAUUCCACUACAGCUGUGUCCCUUGUCCUGAUUUCCGAAAGGGAGCUUGCAGGCGUGGUGAUAUGUGUGAGUAUGCUCAUGGAGUUUUUGAGUGCUGGCUCCAUCCAGCUCAGUAUAGGACAAGGCUCUGCAAGGAUGGUACAAAUUGCAAUCGAAGAGUCUGCUUCUUUGCUCAUACAACUGAAGAACUCCGGCCAUUGUAUAUGUCAACUGGUUCUGCUGUUCCUUCUCCUCGCCCAAGUUCUUCCACGGCUGCUGCUAUGGAUUUUGCUGCAGCCAUGAACCUCAUACCUGGCUCUCCUUCAUCUGUCUCUGUCAUGUCUCCUUCGCCGUUCACCCCCCCAUUGUCUCCAUCAGCCAAUGGUGUUUCACACUCAUCCAUGGGUUGGGCCCAACCAAAUGUUCCAACCUUGCAUCUCCCUGGUAGCAAUCUUCAGUCCAGCCGCUUGAGAUCAUCCCUUAAUGCAAGGGACAUCCCAGCUGAAGACAUCAAUUUGAUGCUGGAUUUUGAUAUACAGCAACAUCAACUGCUAAACGAACUGUCUUGCCUCUCUCAACCAUGUGUUAACUCUAAUUCUUUGAACCGUUCUGGACGGUCAAAAACCCUAACCCCCUCAAACCUUGAUGAGCUCUUUUCAGCUGAGAGCUCAUCUCCUCGGUACUCUGAUCAAGCAUUGGCAUCUGCUGUUUACUCCCCAACACAUAAAUCAGCGGUUCUAAAUCAAUUUCAGCAGCAGCAGAGCAUGUUAUCGCCAAUCAACACAAAUUUUUCCCCUAAAAAUGUUGACCAUCCUUUGUUGCAGGCCUCCUUUGCUUCCUCGGGGAGGAUGUCCCCGCGAAGUAUGGAACCUAUCUCACCAAUGAGCUCUCGGGCCUCUAUGUUUGCUCAACGUGAGAAGCAGCAACAACAACAGUUUCGUAGCCUGAGCUCUCGGGACCUUGGCUCUAACUCCUCUGCCAUUGUUGGUUCACCCAUAAAUUCCUGGUCAAAAUGGGGAUCCUCCAACGUUAAGCCAGACUGGGCAAUGAAUGCAAAUGAGUUGGGUGGGCACAGAAGAUCAAAUUCAUUUGAGCUUGGGAACAAUGGAGAAGAGCCUGAUCUAUCAUGGGUUCAAUCACUCGUCAAAGAAUCUCCUACGGAGACCAAAGAGAAGGCGGCGGCAACACCUGCGUUGGACACUGCUGAGGCUUCAUCAUCCAGUGAUGGUUCCAAUUUGAAUUCUCAAAUUGAAUCAAUCGACCAUGCUGUUCUUGGGGCAUGGCUUGAGCAGAUGCAGCUCGAUCAGCUCGUGGCUCAGUAAACUAAAAUGCAUGUUUACUGAGUCCCUCAGCCAGUGAACUAUAUAAAGGUUUCGGUACAUAACUUGUUCUUUUUUGGGUUUUAUUGGUGGUGGAUGUUGGGAGCAGAAGGUACCAGAAACGAAAGAGGAAGGCAGAGGGGGGAAAGAAGGGAAGUUAAAAAAUUCAGAAAGGAAAUUCAUUUUCACCAUUUAUUGUUACUACAGAAGUCAGAAAGGGUGAGAAAAAACCUCUGGGUAUAUUCAAAAAAUGGAGCCCAAUUAAGGUGUUUCUCCCACAAUAUUUAAACAUUUAGGUCUCUCUUAUCAACAAUUUUUUUGCUUCUAUGUUGAUCAGCUACAUGUUUCAUUGGAAUGAAACCGUAGACUUGUGUCUAUUGGGUUGAUUUCCUUGAAUUCAUUAUUAUCUUUGGGAAAAAUGGAGUAGGGUGAUGGAGUUUCUCUUGAAGAGUCUGUAAUGGUGUGGUCCGUUCCAAUUUUUUUAAGAAAAGGGAAAGGAAGAUACAUUUGAGACGAGUACUAUUGAUGAUAUUGUAAUUUUGAGUCAAUAAUUUUGGGUGCCAUAAACUGUGGAAGGAGGAAGGAUAGGAAGUGGGAGAUACAAUGUUCCCCCAAUGAUGUACCGUUUUAUUAAAGUUCACUGCUGUGAUCAUCCAAUUACCCUUGGCUCUAAUGGUAUUGUUUAUAAUGAAAGGCAUCUUUUUUUAUGCGUA
Vitis riparia (riverbank grape) is the source of this 2921-nucleotide messenger RNA. RefSeq names its product zinc finger CCCH domain-containing protein 30. The record is from RefSeq and is a predicted model, not a curated record. NCBI's taxonomy places the organism in Eukaryota, Viridiplantae, Streptophyta, Magnoliopsida, Vitales, Vitaceae. Bases 97 to 2211 code for a protein of 704 amino acids. Gene Ontology annotation, molecular function: protein binding; metal ion binding. The transcript has a single exon.